ACAAAACCACAAACUUCGCUUAACCAUGAGCUUUAUAAAAAGCUGUAUGGCUUUAACCAACUUUGGAUCGAUGAUGCCUUCACUGUCAGUAGAGGGCGCUGUGUAUCUCGUCCGGUGUCGUUGGGAGGUUUAUGUGGCGUAUUCGCCGGCUUUGCUCACGAAAAAGCACCCGAUUUUGCAGAGUAUGGGCAAGUGGGGGAAGUACAAGAAGAAAUACAACAGCAAAUGGGAGGAUCAGCCCGGUAUUAGGGACUGGAUUGGUCGCGUACCGAACGAUGACACCAAGGUCAUGUGUCGAUAUUGUAAGUGUCGAUUACGAGCGCACAACCACGACCUUCAUCGUCACGCGCAGACGUCGAAGCACCGGUCAUUUGCAGGACCGAAGGCUAGCGCCCCUCUAGAAUUGCCAGACAGUGGACCCAGCGCCUUCAACAGCAUGUCUAGUUACGACGUACCUCAUGUCCUGCAUCCGACGGCUGUAGAGAAGGCCGUCAAACGCUGGUUGUUGGAAGACACGCCGGGCUUCGAUCACGCCGGGUUUGUGGUGGGUGACUUGGAAGAGACGGCGGUCAUCAUGUGCAAGAGUCCCGGCGUGCUGGCUGGGGUGCCCUUCGUCGACGCGGUCUUCCACGAACUGGACUGCUGGGUGCAGUGGAAGUUCCGUGAGGGGGCCGAGCUGUACGACAUCCCCUGCGAAGUGGCCACAGUCACGGGGCGCGCUCGGCGCAUACUGCUUGGGGAGAGGCUUGCACUGAACAUUCUCGCCCGGGCCAGUGGGGUCGCCAAGAAAGCACGACGCUUUACCCAGAUUGCACAGAGCCACAAUUGGCAUGGGGAGAUCGCUGGGACGCGCAAGACAACCCCAGGGUUUCGAAUGGUGGAGAAAUACGCCUUGCUGAUCGGUGGAGUGUCAACACACCGUUACGACUUGUCCAGUAUGAUCAUGCUGAAGGAUAAUCACAUCUGGUCUGCAGGAAGUAUUACAAAGGCGGUCCAUGAUGCCAGACGUGUUGGCGGCUUCAGCAGCAAGAUCGAAGUGGAAUGUCGCAGCGUCCCCGAAGCGACUGAAGCAGCCCUUGCCGGUGCCGAGAUUGUCAUGCUGGACAACUUUGAGCCACAGGCAGCGCGAGAGGCAGCGGGCAAUCUGAAGGACUUGUUUCCCCAGCUGAUUAUCGAGGUCAGCGGCGGGAUCACUGAGGAAAACGUCAGUCAGCUCUUCAGCCCGUACAUCAACGUUCUGUCAUCGAGCACACUGGUUCAGGGCUACUCGGUGGUUGACUACUCGCUCAAGAUCGUGAAGCCCGGCCAUGACCCACGCAACCCCACGGUCACAACGCCUCGCACUAGCAUGCCUGUCGACCCCACCAUGCCUAGUCAGGCGCUCAUCAACAGCAUGAUGCUGACGACCGCCGACACUGGCGACGGGGGUGCCUCUGCCCGCGACGUGGAGCCCCAGGGUCUGGUGCAAGGCGAACAGGGCGAGGAGCUGGAGACCACUACCGUGAUCAUCACCACCACGGACGACAACGUCUCGAUCAUGGAGAGCACUGGUCACAGCCAGUCCUAACACCCUUACCAUCCUGGUACCCAGGAUGUAAUUUGUGAGUAGGUUACCAGUGUCAAUCAAGUGGCGAGGGAGGACUGAUCAUCACUCAAGCUUGUGCACUGUUAGUGGAUUUGAAGAUAUCGUGAGGCAUUUGAGUAAACCUAAUCUUUCACCCUUAAUUCUAUUUCUUUCACAAUGCAACCAAGAUUUAUAGAUUUUCCACUCCAACCACACAUUUGGUGUGACAUGAACAUGUGAAAUUCAACCCAAGGCUAUGUGAAUAAGCCAUUUGCAAGUUAACUUUGAAUAAAAUUUGGUACACUGAGUUAUUUAAAUUCACGUGAACAUAAC
Acanthaster planci (crown-of-thorns starfish) is the source of this 1897-nucleotide messenger RNA. It is a transcript of the gene qprt, whose product is annotated as quinolinate phosphoribosyltransferase. NCBI's taxonomy places the organism in Eukaryota, Metazoa, Echinodermata, Asteroidea, Valvatida, Acanthasteridae. Gene Ontology annotation, cellular component: cytoplasm. Gene Ontology annotation, biological process: quinolinate catabolic process; NAD+ biosynthetic process. Gene Ontology annotation, molecular function: nicotinate-nucleotide diphosphorylase (carboxylating) activity. The record is from RefSeq and is a predicted model, not a curated record.